AUGAAAUUGCUUUACUUUGGCCUCUCAUUGCUGCUGUGUCUGAGCUGGGGUCAGUUGAAUGUGGGGGCCCAAUCAAAUGAAUUAAAAGUGCACCGCGUGAUGAAGGAGCUGGGUGUGGUGCCCGAUGUGCUCAAACAGCCGCCCAAAGCGUUACUUAAGAUGCGCUUUGAGGAUGAUACGGAAAUUGAAGAGGGCAAGACGUACACGCCCACUGACAUGAAAUUUCAGCCUAGGCUGGAGUGGCUGGCAGAUGCGGACACUUAUUAUACGAUCGUCAUGCUCAGUCCCGAUGCACCAAGUCGUGAGAAUCCUAUGUAUAGAUCAUGGCUGCACUGGCUAGUGGUCAAUGUGCCGGGCAUGGAUGUGGCCAAGGGCCAGGUAAUCUCUGAAUACUUUGGACCCCUGCCGCCGAAGGAAAGCGGCCUCUUGAGAUAUGUGGCGCUUGUCUAUCAGCAGCCGGAUAAGCUUAGCUUUGAUGAGAAGAAACUGGAUCUGAAAAAUGCCGAAGGUCACAGCAAUUUUGAUGUGCAGAAAUUCACGGAUAAAUAUGAAAUGGGGGAACCGCUGGCAGGCAAUAUAUUUCAAUCCAAAUGGGACAGCUACGUGACGGAGCUUAUGAAAAUGUUGUACGAUGUGGACGAGUGACAAUGGGCAAAACUAUGCAGCUUUGGUAUUGGGUGCAAACACAAUAUGCUUUAUAUAUAAUAAUCUUUAAUUUAAGGUCGAUUCUCUUCACUUAUUAAAUGAAAUGCUUUUCUUGAGU
This is a messenger RNA of Drosophila busckii, 763 nucleotides long. It is a transcript of the gene a5, whose product is annotated as putative odorant-binding protein A5. Lineage: Eukaryota; Metazoa; Arthropoda; Insecta; Diptera; Drosophilidae. The record is from RefSeq and is a predicted model, not a curated record. The transcript has 2 exons. The coding region runs from base 1 to 645 and encodes 214 amino acids.